AUGCAUGCGCUUUUGCUUCUUCUUGCGGCCGGCGUUGCUGUCGCUGCCCCCGCCUACAACAAGUCGCAAUCGCAUGCAGUGACAAACAUUCAAGUCGGCCCACGGCCCUUCUGGCUCGUCGACCAGAUGGACGACAGCCCGCUCAAAACGAAGCUCGAGUCCUGCACCGAGAAGCCUAUCAAGCAUGCCCCCUCCUUCUCCAUCUCCCACCGCGGCGGUCCCCUCCAGUUCCCGGAACAUAGUCGCGAGGGGCUUUAUGCAGGGGCGCGCAUGGGCGCAGGCAUCUUGGAAUGCGACGUUGCUUUUACUAGCGACCGUCAGCUUGUCUGCCGGCAUUCCCAAUGCGACCUGCACACCACCACCAACAUCCUGCUGAUCCCCGAGCUUGCAGCAAAAUGCACCACACCUUUCCAGCCCGCGACGGCCAACUCUUCAGCGACGGCCAAAUGCUGCACGUCGGACAUCACCCAUGAUGAGUUCCUCUCGCUCUGCGCCAAGAUGGACUCGUCCAACUCCAGCGCAACAACUCCCGAGGACUACCAGUACGGUGGUCCCGACUGGCGAACGUCGACCUACGACAACUGCGCCACCACUAUCGACCAUAGAACCUUCAUUGAAAUCACGGACAGCUUGGGUCUGCAGUUCACGCCCGAGCUCAAGACUCCCGAAGUCGAAAUGCCUUUCCAGGGCAACUACACCCAGGAAAUCUACGCCCAGCAGCUCAUCGACGAGUACAAGCAAGCCGGUAUCAACCCGAAGCGCGUGUGGCCGCAGUCCUUCCUCGAGGACGACGUUAUCUACUGGGUCAACGCCGAGCCCAGCUUUGGCAAGCAGGCUGUCUACCUUGACCCGCGCGUUGACACCGUUGCCGGGUAUGUGCAGGCUGUUGGCGACAUGGACAAGCUCUACAAGCAGGGCGUUCGCGUUCUGGCGCCGCCUAUCUUUGCCUUGCUCAACGGCACCGCCAGCGGCGAGAUCGUUCCCUCGUCGUACGCGCAGGCCGCGAAGAAGGCCGGAUUCGACCUCAUUACCUGGUCGCUCGAGCGCUCGGGUCCUCUCAAGCAGGCUGCCGCAGAGGGCGAGUACUACGUCUUGACCAUUGCCGACGUGAUCAAGGGCGACGGCGACAUGUAUCGCAUCGUCGACGCUCUGGCGCGCAAGGUCGGUGUCAUUGGCAUCUUCUCCGACUGGCCGGCGACGGUGACAUACUACGCCAACUGCUUCGGGCUCCUCUAA
Molecule: messenger RNA, 1236 nt
Organism: Aspergillus mulundensis
Lineage: Eukaryota; Fungi; Ascomycota; Eurotiomycetes; Eurotiales; Aspergillaceae
Product: glycerophosphodiester phosphodiesterase family protein
Exons: 1
Coding region: 1-1236 (411 amino acids)
Biological process (GO): lipid metabolic process
Molecular function (GO): glycerophosphodiester phosphodiesterase activity
Source: RefSeq, a predicted model, not a curated record